GUGCAUGAUGGACAGCGAUGACGAAGUUCGGGACAGAGCCACGUUCUACUUGAAUGUUCUGCAGCAGAGACAGGUAGCGCUGAACGCUGCCUACAUUUUUAACGGCUUGACAGUCUCUGUUCCUGGGAUGGAGAAAGCCCUGCACCAAUACACACUGGAGCCUUCUGACAAGCCUUUCGAUAUGAAAACAGUUCCGCUGGCUACUGCACCGAUCUUUGAGCAGAAAGCAGAGAUUGCCCUAGUGACCAGCAAGCCUGAGAAAGUUGCUCCUUCUCGCCAGGAUAUAUUUCAAGAACAACUCGCAGCCAUUCCAGAGUUUAAGAGCUUGGGCCCGUUAUUCAAGUCUUCGGAACCAGUGCAGCUCACAGAAGCGGAAACUGAGUAUUUUGUUCGUUGUACCAAACACGUGUUCACAAAUCACAUGGUGUUCCAGUUUGAUUGCACAAACACGUUAAAUGAUCAGCUCUUAGAGAGAGUCACUGUGCAGAUGGAGCCGUCGGAUGCUUACGAUGUCAUCUGCUGCAUCCCAGCGCCCAGCCUGGCUUACAACCAGCCGGGCAUGUGUUACACCCUUGUCCAGAUUCCUCAGGAUGACCCCGCUGCAGUUGCUUGUACUUUCAGUUGCACAAUGAAGUUCACAGUUCGAGACUGUGACCCAAACACGGGGGUGCCAGAAGAAGACGGCUAUGAUGAUGAAUAUGUGUUGGAAGAUUUGGAGGUGACUGUGUCCGAUCACAUUCAGAAGGUUUUAAAGCCAAACUUUGCAGCCGCGUGGGAAGAAGUGGGAGAUGACUUUGAGAAAGAAGAAACCUUUGCUCUCAGUUCUAUUAAAACCCUUGAUGAAGCUGUCAAUAACAUCAUCAAGUUCUUGGGCAUGCAGCCCUGCGAGAGGUCGGAUAAAGUGCCAGAGAACAAAAAUUCUCACACGCUCUACUUAGCUGGUGUAUACAGAGGCGGCUGCGACGUGCUGGUGAGGUCCAGGCUCGCGCUAGGAGACGGUGUGACCAUGCAGGUGACGGUGAGAAGCAAGGAAGAAACGGCCGUAGAUGUCAUCCUGGCUUCCGUAGGCUGAGCGUUACAGCACACCGGGCUGGAAACUUUUGCAAACACCCUUUGGGUAUUUACGGGCUAUCGAGCACCCUGUCUGUCCUUCUGCAUGUAGUUUUUAUUCCUCAUUUUGGUAAAUAUUUUGUAUGAUGUUCCAGUAGUGGCGAUAGUGGCUGCCUGGUACCGAGCCUUUCCCUGUGUCCCUUCCCUCGGUGUC
Apaloderma vittatum (bar-tailed trogon) is the source of this 1264-nucleotide messenger RNA. RefSeq names its product coatomer subunit gamma-2-like. The record is from RefSeq and is a predicted model, not a curated record. The transcript has 9 exons. Gene Ontology annotation, cellular component: COPI vesicle coat; Golgi membrane; endoplasmic reticulum. Gene Ontology annotation, biological process: endoplasmic reticulum to Golgi vesicle-mediated transport; intra-Golgi vesicle-mediated transport; intracellular protein transport. Lineage: Eukaryota; Metazoa; Chordata; Aves; Trogoniformes; Trogonidae. Gene Ontology annotation, molecular function: structural molecule activity. The annotation marks the transcript as partial.